Messenger RNA from Dentiscutata erythropus, 429 nucleotides. NCBI's taxonomy places the organism in Eukaryota, Fungi, Glomeromycota, Glomeromycetes, Diversisporales, Gigasporaceae. The record is from the annotation of a GenBank genome assembly.
UGGAAGCAAUUAACGGCAACUAAAUAUACAAAGCUCUUUAUUCUUACAUCGAUCUUACAAUGCAUCACAAUUAUUAUUUUUGAAGCAUUAUUAUUAAAUCGAAAUUUAAAAUUAACUAAUGCUUGGACAAUUCAUAAUUAUGCAAAUCUUACUAAUGAUUGUGAAGGAUAUUAUGAACGAGAAUUACCGCGCUUUCCUUUCAUUCAUCUUGACAACAUUACUUUAAUAUUUUUUCAAGUAUUCAAUGAACAUUCUAUUCAAAUUCAAACAAUCGCAAUUCUUAACAUUAUAUGGGCUUUUUAUGGAAUUGGUCAAGCUUACGAAGUUUUCUACACAAUAAAUGAAGUCAAAUCAUUAAUUAACUGUGUUUCUGAAGAGAGCCUUCCAGAUGAAACGUUAGUGGAGGGAAUCGAAACAUAUCGCCAUACU